Molecule: messenger RNA, 1407 nt
Organism: Gossypium raimondii (Peruvian cotton)
Lineage: Eukaryota; Viridiplantae; Streptophyta; Magnoliopsida; Malvales; Malvaceae
Exons: 1
Coding region: 1-1407 (468 amino acids)
Source: RefSeq, a predicted model, not a curated record
AUGGUAAAAGAAUACCAGGAAAGGGGUUCCUAUACACAUAAUGGAAAAUGUUAUGACACUCGAGCAGAAUUUCCAAGAGAAGGGACUCCAACGGUGGAGCAGAGGAAAGGGAAGGCGGUGGAAUCUAAACCAUUGGUAAAUAAACCAAUAAAAGAUGAGGAAGCAAAAGAGUUUUUGAAGUUUUUGAAACACAGUGAAUACAGUGUUGUGGAGCAACUGCACAAACAACCAGCCCGUAUUUCUUUAUUAGUUUUGCUCCUAAGUUCAGAAGUACAUCGAAAUGCACUAAUGAAAGUACUAAACGAAACAUACGUGGCCGAGGACAUCUCAGUCAAUAAAUUGGAUCGUUUGAUCAAUAAUAUAAGUGCUGACAAUUUCAUAUUCUUCAAUGAUGACGAAAUACCGUCUGGAGGUAGGGGUUCUACUAAGGCUCUACACAUCACUGCCCGAUGUCAGGGGGACACAAUACCGGGGGUUUUGAUUGAUAAUGGAUCCGCAUUGAACGUAUUGCCUUUGUCCACUCUUAAUCGAUUACCUAUGGAUAGUUCACAUAUGAAACCCUGCCAGAAUAUAGUAAGGGCAUUUGAUGGAACAGAAAGAAGAGUUGUAGGAAGAAUUGAAAUACCGUUAAGAAUUGGCCCAAUUACUUAUGGGGUGGACUUUUUAGUAAUGGAUAUUAAGCCUUCCUACAAUUGUUUAUUGGGGAGACCGUGGAUACACUCUGCUAGGGCAGUGCCUUCAUCGUUACAUCAGAAGGUGAAGCUAAUAUUAGAGGGUCGAUUGGUGACAAUAAAUGCGGAGGAGGAUAUUAUCGCAAUGGUAACGGGUGAUGCGCCUUAUGUAGAGACCAAUGAUGAGGCAGUGGAAUGUUCUUUCCGAUCCUUAGAAUUUGUGAACACAAUGUUUACCGCUGAAGGAAACAGGAUCCCGGUACCAAAGAUAUCCAAGACUACUGAAAUGUGUCUGCAGUUGUUGGUAGGAAGAGGAGCUUUGCCAGGAAAAGGGUUGGGAAAGUACUUGCAAGGAAGGGUUGAAGCACCCAUGCUGAAAGGGAAGUUCGAUCAUUUUGGCUUAGGUUACAAGCUAGAUUUGAAACAAAGGAGAAAAGAAGUAGAGAAAAGGCAAGAGAGAAUAAGGGCACGACUAAGUGGAGAGGAAGUCAAGUGGGAGCCUUUGACCUUCCCUCACAUAUCUGAAUCCUUUGUGUCAAGGGGAUUUAUUUAUCCUGAGCGAGGGGUGUCCAGAAGUGAAGGCAUUGAAGGAAUGUUGGAGAAAGUUCAUAUCAAUGCUAUAGAGACAGCUGAAAGAAGGUCCUUGCUGGAGAUCAGCCCAUACAAACCUGGGAGUGAGCUAAACAAUUGGACUGUGGAAGAAAUACCUGUAGUCUUUGGAGUAUAUGCAGAGUAA